GCCAUAGCUUAUAAUGCGCGCCAUUUCUCGAUCAACUUCACUUUUUCAAACUCCAACUUAUCGAAUCUUAUCCCGGAAUCUCCAACGGUCUCCAAUUGCUGCAUCAAGACUUGUCCCCACUUACCACAGAGCAAGCACGCGUCAACAAGCCCCGCUCGCACUCCGACAACAAAUCGCAAACAUGUCCACCGAAUCUACACAGUCAAAGGCAUGCUGCAACACUCCUGCUGUUGUCGCCAAGGGUUACCAGCCAAAGGGUGACUACAUUGAAGUCGACGGCCUGAAGACGUACACAACUGGUCCUAAAGAUGCAAAGCAGGGAAUACUUGUAGUUUAUGAUAUCUUUGGUUACUUCAACCAGACAUUGCAGGGUGCCGAUAUCCUCGCCUACACUGAUGACCAAAAGUAUCAAGUCUUCAUGCCCGACUUCUUCGAGGGCGAACCAGCAGACAUCUCCUGGAUGCCGCCGGACACCAAGGAAAAGGAGCAAAAGAUGGGCGAAUUCUUCAAGACGAAAGCUGCACCACCAAAGACUCUACCCAGGAUCCCAAAGAUUGUCGAUGAAUUGAGCCAGAAGAACGGCAUUGAGAAGUGGGCCAUCAUCGGCUUCUGCUGGGGCGGCAAGAUUGUCAACCUUUCCUCAAUGGAGGGCACCAAAUUCAAGGUUGCAGCUGCUUGUCACCCAGCCAUGGUCGCCGGCGACGACGCUCCCGGCAUCACCAUCCCCUACAUCAUGCUCCCAUCUGGCGAUGAGAGCAAAGAUGACGUCAAGAAGUGGCAGGACGGUAUCAAGGUCCCUCACGUUGUGGAAUGGUUCCCAGACCAAAUCCACGGUUGGAUGGCAGCCCGCAGCGACCUUGAGCAGGAGAAAGUCAAGAGCGCUUACGAAAAGGGAUACAAGAUGGUCUUGGACUUUUUCAAGAAGCACAUGGGUGAUGGAGCAAAACUUUAA
Pyrenophora tritici-repentis Pt-1C-BFP is the source of this 952-nucleotide messenger RNA. RefSeq names its product Dienelactone hydrolase. The record is from RefSeq and is a predicted model, not a curated record. Lineage: Eukaryota; Fungi; Ascomycota; Dothideomycetes; Pleosporales; Pleosporaceae. Gene Ontology annotation, molecular function: hydrolase activity.